GGAAAUGGACAUUUGAGCCGAGACGUGACCGAGAGAAUUUUUUGGUAAAGUGAUUCAAGGGCUGGUAUUGAACUAAGGGCCUGCACCUGCGUCCUGUGCUCGAUUGACCCUUUUAUGGAGCAGGUUACUGACCCUUGGGAAUUUUGUGACACUAAUUACGUGUGAAAUAGCCGGAGCCGGUAGUGCAUGACGAGGGAGUGAGGAGACAACAACCAUGUCGGUGGCUCCGUCCCGCGUCGGUAGCCGCAUGCAGCAGUACGAAGAUGGCGUCAACGACGAAGACCACACCACAGCAGAUGGCGCCAUGGCCGUCCCCGGCGGCGGCGGCGGCGGCGGCGAAGACGUCGCUCCUGCAACGCCGCGCCACGAUAAGGCGCCGAACUCCCUCAGUGCUUCUUUGGCGCUAGUUGGCAACGGCGCGCAUCCUGAAAGUGACGACGACGACGCUGAAGACGACGCCGAUCCUCCCAACCCCGUCAACGGGGGCUACUGGCGGCAGGGCGCCUCGCGAGCUGCGAGCCCCACCAUGGCUGAUAACGCCAGCGACUCGUCCAUGAUCCCCCCGGCGAGACCCAAAAGCCGCGUCGAGAUGGCCACCAGCAGGUACAAUAACUUAUCCUACUGGAAGGCUCGCAGAGUCCUUUUUUACAAAAACGGGGACCCGUUUUUCCCCGGAAUCGAGUUCCGGUUCAAGCCCGGAAGAGAUAUCGUCAGUCUGGAGUCGCUGUUGGACAAGUUGUCGUUACGCAUGGACUUGCCACGUGGUGCAAGAUAUAUUUUUUCCAUGGAUGGGGAUAGGAAGUACAGGCUGGAUGAGUUGGAGGAUGGGGCUUCCUACGUCGUGUCUUCGUAUAAGACGUUUAAGGCUGCUAGCUAUGGGAAGAAAAACGGGAUUUGGUACGCGGCUCCGGGAGGACAAGGCUGGAGUAAGGCUACGAGUCGGAAAGCUUCAAUUGCAGAGACUGAUGCACCACCCCCGGGGGGAGGGACGAUUAAGCCCAGUUCCGGGAGAGUGAUUAGGAUAAUUAAUAAUAUGGACCACACUGUUCAGUGCCGCGUGCUGUUGAACUUGCGCACCUCCCAGCCCUUCGAGGAAGUCCUCGAAGACCUCGGCCAAGUUUUGAAAAUGAACGGUGCGAAACGCAUGUUCACAGUGUCAGGUCAAGAAGUGCGCAGUUUUUCACAGUUACGAAACGAAUUCGCUGAUGUGGACACUUUUUAUUUGGGAGUUGGAAGUGUGGGAGGUGGGGUUGGGGGUGUGAUGUUAUCACCGGUCCGAAGGGCUCGCUCACGCGCUCCUCAAACGGCGAUCGUGGAGGAUAUGAGUAAACAAAGACGGGCGCGGAGCAAAAGCCGACCUAGGGCCCUCUACGCCCCCGAAAGUGAAAUAGUCCGAACCAAUGGUGAGUUAAAAUUUGCUCAAGUUUGGCUUAAAGUGCUCUUAGAUUAUACGUUGUUAGAAGUACUGAAGGAGGAGCCAGUGAGGGUCACUAUUAAAGGCUUGAGGAGGACGUUUUAUCCUCCCAUACAUCAUGCACCGAUGGAUAAUACUCCCCCUGAGAAGAAAAUGCAAUUGGAGUGGGUUUAUGGGUAUCGUGGGACUGACUCGAGGAGAAAUCUAUGGGUCCUCCCAACGGGAGAAUUGCUUUAUUUUGUUGCAGCUGUUGCAGUGAUGUAUGACCGAGACGAAGAGGCCCAAAGGCACUACACGGGUCACACUGAAGACAUCCAAUGUAUGGACUUGCAUCCCUCGCGCGAGAUGGUGGCCUCGGGUCAAAGGGCAGGCCGAAACCGCAAAACCCAAGCCCAUAUCAGGAUCUGGAGCACUGAAACCCUCCAAACGCUCUAUGUUUUCGGAAUGGGGGAAUUCGAAGUUGGGGUGGCAGCAGUGGCCUUCUCACAAUUGAAUGGCGGUAGCUAUGUCCUGGCCGUUGAUGGGGGCCGAGAGAGCAUUUUGUCGGUGUGGCAGUGGCAAUGGGGACACCUUUUGGGGAAAGUAGCUACCCUCCAAGAAGAACUGACCGGAGCUGUUUUCCACCCUCUUGACGACAAUCUCAUGAUAACCCACGGCAAAGGGCAUUUGACGUUUUGGAAUCGACGCAAAGAUGGAUUCUUCGAACGUACUGAUAUUAUCAAGCCUCCCUCUCGAACACUUAUCACUGCACUUCAGUUUGAGCAAGACGGCGAUGUCAUCACCGCAGACAGUGACGGUUUCAUCACCAUUUACAGUGUUGAUAGUGACGGUGCUUAUUUUGUUCGUUUAGAAUACGAGGCUCACAAUAAAGGGGUUAGUUCUCUGGUGAUGCUAUCGGAAGGAACGCUUCUUUCCGGUGGUGACAAGGAUCGGAAAAUUGUCGCUUGGGAUUCGCUUCAAAACUAUAAGAAAAUCACGGAAACUAAGCUUGCCGAAUCUGCUGGUGGUGUUAGAUCGAUUUAUCCUCAACGCCCUGGGCGCAAUGAUGGGAAUAUCUACGUGGGGACCACGAAAAAUAAUAUUUUGGAAGGGUCGCUUCAAAGGAGAUUCAAUCAGGUUGUUUUCGGACAUGGGAGGCAGUUGUGGGGACUUGCAGUGCAUCCAGAUGACGAAGUUUUUGCCACAGCUGGUCAUGAUAAGAAUAUUGCCUUGUGGAGGAAGAAUAAAUUUAUUUGGACUCUACAAGUCGCUUUUGAAUGCAUUUCUCUAAGUUUCCAUCCCUUCGGCGUCGCUUUAGCCGCCGGUAGUACCGAAGGUCAUCUUAUAAUCAUCAACACUGAAACUGGUACCCUUAUUAACACCAUUCGAGUUUGUGGUUCACCCCUCAGCUGUGUUGGCUACAACCCUACCGGAGAUAUGAUCGCAAUAGCGUCACAAAACGGAAGUAUCUAUUUGUUUAGAGUGAGUCGAGACGGAUUUUCUUACAAAAAAUCGAACAAAAUCAGAGGCUCGCAACCUCUCAUCCAAAUGGACUGGAGUACGGAUAGCAAUUUCUUGCAAACAGUCACUGCCGAUUACGAUUUAUGUUUCUGGGACGUCAAAUCUUUAUCACCGGAAAAGAGUCCGAUUGCGAUGAAAGACGUCAAAUGGUACACCCAAAAUUCAACAGUUGGCUUUUUGGUCGCCGGUAUUUGGAACAACCGUUUCUACCCUAUGACUUCCAUCAUCAGUACCGUGAGCCGAUCCGCAGCCCAUGAUUUACUGAUUUCAGGCGACACUGAUGGCUAUAUCCGACUUUUCAGAUACCCAUGCUUGAGUCCUAAAGCCGAAUACAACGAAGAAAAAGUGUACAGUGGUCAAGUCGCCUGUGCUCGAUUCUUAUUCAACGAUAGAAAUUUGGUAACAGUUGGUGGCACUGACGCUGCCCUCAUGCUGUGGGAAUUGACAGAAGAAUAGCAAAAAGCGUCUUUUUUGUACUUGCCUUCGAUAGUUAGACGUUAUGAUGAUAAUGAAGAUUCAGAUUUCGAUUCGUCUUUCGAAAACUCUUUUGAAGUUCUCAACAUUACAUACUGAAGAGCACACAUAUCUUCACAUAGAUCUAAAUUUAGACCAAAUAAGUUUUAAUCAGGUGUUAUUAUGCUCUUAGUUAAAGAAUUAUAUUUAUAAAUUAGUACCGAAAUGUGGAUGAGAACAUAAAGUGAUACAAUACCUCAAUUGCAUUGUUAGAAAAGCUUUAACAAUAAAAAUGGGCGAUACGAAACAUUUCACCUUUUGUUGAAUUAGUAUAAUUAUUUAUCUAGUUAUAAAUACACCUGGAAACUGCCAAUAGGUAUAGAAUUUAUUAUAAUGAAUACUAAAUGUAGAAAAACAAAGCAAUGCAUGGUAGCUUCAAAUAUUAACCUA
Tribolium madens (black flour beetle) is the source of this 3817-nucleotide messenger RNA. RefSeq names its product echinoderm microtubule-associated protein-like CG42247 (gene DCX-EMAP). Gene Ontology annotation, molecular function: microtubule binding. The coding region runs from base 215 to 3370 and encodes 1051 amino acids. Gene Ontology annotation, biological process: intracellular signal transduction; microtubule cytoskeleton organization. The transcript has 15 exons. Gene Ontology annotation, cellular component: mitotic spindle. The record is from RefSeq and is a predicted model, not a curated record. NCBI's taxonomy places the organism in Eukaryota, Metazoa, Arthropoda, Insecta, Coleoptera, Tenebrionidae.